UGCGGCCUGUCUCGGGACACAUGAACGUUGGCCAGACAGUGCAGGCCGGCGACGGUGUCGGCGAGGUCGUCCAAGUCCACGCCGAAGGACGCGCUAUCCUUCUCAAGUGCAGCAGGUCGCAGCGCACGCGGUGGUACUUUCCGCACGAGCUGGCGCCGAUCGAGCGGUCGGUCGCCUUGGCGCCGGAGCGCUUUCCGACGCCGUUGCAGACGUUCAGCGUCCAGCCCAGCGACACGAGCAACGAGAAUCUGGUCGUCUUCUUGCAUGGCCUCGGCGAUACGCAUGCAGCUUCGUUCGCGCUCGGCCAAGCCAUGGCGCUGCCCCAGACAGCACUGCUCUCGCUGCGGGCGCCGCAUGCGCUGCCCUUUGACUUGGGCUAUUCAUGGUACCAUGCGCUAAGCGACCAAGGCGACGUGCUUCCGACGGGCGUUGCGCACGCAGCUCGCGAUCAGAGCAUGGCCGAGCUUCUACCCGUGCUCCACGAGGCACUGCGCGUGCUGCAUACGGUCUACGGCUGGCCGUACAACCGCGUCUUUCUCUUUGGCCUCGCGCAAGGCGCCCAUGUGGCCCUUUCGGUCGCAACGACGUUUUCCGAGCGCCUUGGUGGCGUCGUGAGCCUCUCGGGUGGUCUCCUCUCGCCGCCAUCGCCCGCGUUCAAGCAACCUACCCCCGUGCUGCUGCUCCACAGCAAGAACGACCCGCUCGUGUCCUCGUCCGUGUUUGCCGCGUGCCAAGCCGGCUGCAACUCGGCACUCGGUCGGGUCGAGACGCACGUGUUUGAUGUACCGGGGCCGCUCUCGCUGGCGACGCGCGACGAGUUGCACCCGGUCAUGGCCUUUUUCGCCGAAGCGCUCUACCUCCGCCACCUCGCGCUCGAGCAGCAGGCAGAUAUUUUCGAAGUGAAGUAAAUUG
Molecule: messenger RNA, 912 nt
Organism: Saprolegnia parasitica CBS 223.65
Lineage: Eukaryota; Oomycota; Saprolegniomycetes; Saprolegniales; Saprolegniaceae
Exons: 5
Coding region: 21-908 (295 amino acids)
Biological process (GO): protein depalmitoylation
Cellular component (GO): cytoplasm
Molecular function (GO): carboxylic ester hydrolase activity; palmitoyl-(protein) hydrolase activity
Source: RefSeq, a predicted model, not a curated record